This is a messenger RNA of Salpingoeca rosetta, 1492 nucleotides long. RefSeq lists its product as uncharacterized. The record is from RefSeq and is a predicted model, not a curated record. NCBI's taxonomy places the organism in Eukaryota, Choanoflagellata, Craspedida, Salpingoecidae. The transcript has 9 exons. The coding region runs from base 75 to 1238 and encodes 387 amino acids.
ACCCAAUUCAAAACAGCCGACCAACUGUCCUCUCAACAACACGACGCUCCACCACUGCACACACUCAACACCCGAUGUCACGGCCCAGCUUGAUCCCUGCGACUGCAGGGUGGUUCGCGGCUUUGUUUGGCAAGACAGAGCGCGGGGGGUACGCUGCUGUGAAGGAGGCGUUCCACUUUGAUGCAGUGCGGCAGGUGCUGGUUGCGCCGAACCAGGAAGAGUUUGAUGUUGGGGUGUUCUCGCGACCGAGCGUGCAGGAGUUGAGGGAUCGGGUGGCACAGCUGCCACGACGAGCAAAGAGGAAUUCAACAAGCAGCCACCGCAGGCGCAACGUCACCGUGAAGCACAUUGCCACGCCAGAUGUCAUGGAGCUUCACGGCGAAAUCGAAUGCGAGAAAGCCCUGUUCCAGGCUGCAUCUCAGAUGAACUGCCUUGAGAUGGUGUCGUCCGGCGUCACCCCGGAACAAGGCGUCACCGGUUAUGUGUACGAUCGCACGCAGGGUCCCGCCUGCGCCCUCGUGUCACCGGCCGCCACCAUGUACAGGAACUACUACGUGCCCGUGAGACUUUCGGACGGGCAGGUGCAAGAAGGACAGACCGAGGAGCAUCAGCUCAACAACCUUGAAGACUUUGAAGCGGUGAUUGGGAAUGAUGAACACAAGUACUUCGACGUCAUCAACGGAUAUGUCAUGUCCACAAAUCAGCAAUUGCUGCGCCUGAAGGAGCGGCUUGAUGGAGAUGCGGACCUGUGUAAUCAGCUGAUCUCCACCAUUCGCAUCGGUCUCCAUGAAGACGUUCCGGUUCUGUUGUCCGCGCGUGACAGCUGCAACUUUCGUGUUGAGCACGAGCCACACACCGUUACCCAGGCAUACUGUUCAGCCCUCAGCAUUGCGUACAACUAUGCGAUAUCGCACGAGACGUGGGAGCCCUUUGAGUCAAUUGUGCUGCAGGGGAUGUAUGAGGCAACCAUCCUUGCUGGAAUCCUCAACGCCGCCCGACACAACAACGAGCACGGCUCCAAACGCGUGUUUCUGACGCUGAUUGGUGGCGGUGCAUACGGCAACGACACUGCCAGCAUCGUCCGCGCUGCCGCCCGCGCAAUCGCUCUGCAUCAGGACUUUGACAUCGAGGUGUACGUUGUGCACUAUCUCGGGGUGAGCGAGAGCAUCCGGGCGUUGCUUGAUGACGAGCUGGAGAAACAGCGGGCCACACUCUAUCCAAACGUCGUUGACCUGUAGACGCCUGCACCCCGUGAACUGAAGACGAUGGUGCUCCGUGCUGUGUGGCAACGUCGUAGUCGUGUCGUGCUGGUGUUUCGAUGGUGCGUGCGUGUGAACAUUGAUGAAAUGGAACCAAUAAGCGGCUGCUGUUCGCGCCCGUCGCUGCGGCAUUGCUGCGUUACUGCGCACACCUCAUGCCAUCCUUGGUGGACUGAUAGUUGUUGAUAACAAGCAUGGUUUACUACUAUCAUACAAGAACAGAAAGCAGUCGC